CUGGCUAAGGUUGAGAGUGUGGCAAAAUCUUGCAAUGCAGUGGCCAUACUCUCCACCUCUUCAUACCAUGCAGCUGUUCGUAUGGCUACCCUUCGCAAUAUGGUUCUCCUACGGACCUACAAAGGCAAAGUUAUCCCUCAAUGGCCUGACCUCCCAUGGCUCCACACUGACUCCUGGACCAACAAAAACCCCACCAAAACUAAACCCCCAAGCUCCUGGUCAUGGCCCAAGAUUUCUCCAACAGAAGAACAAGAACAGGAAGAAUCCCUUCAACACAAUGACAAUGCAGUCAGCUUGAAACCGCAGCCUGAAGAAGUAUGUUUUCUGCAAUUUACUUCAGGCUCAACUGGGGAUGCAAAAGGAGUGAUGAUCACUAACGCGGGGCUUGUACACAAUGUAAAGCUUAUGCACAGGUACUACAAGAGCACGCCACGUACUGUGUUAGUAAGUUGGCUGCCACAGUACCACGACAUGGGGCUCAUUGGCGGCCUCCUCACAGCAAUGCUCAGCGGUGGAACUGCUGUUCUGUUUUCUCCCUUGACCUUCAUCAGAAACCCCUUGUUAUGGAUUGACACCAUGACUAAAUACAAGGCUACCCACAGUGCAGGGCCCAAUUUUGCCUUCGAGCUCCUCAUCCGCAGGCUGGAGAAUACUAAGAAAAAAGGGAUUGAAUUGUUGCAGGAAUAUGAUUUGUCAUCCAUGUUGUUUUUGAUGGCAAGUGCGGAGCCAGUGAGGCAUAAAACACUUAGGCGGUUUCUGGAGCUUCUGGGGCCUUGCGGACUGGGGGAGGAGGUUUUGGCACCUGGUUAUGGCCUCGCAGAGAAUAGUGUUUUUGUGUCUGUGGCAUGGGGUGCUGGGAAGCCCAUUUAUGUGGACUGGCAGGGGAGAGUCUGUUGUGGGUAUGUUGAACGCAAUGACCCAGAUGUUGAUAUAAGGAUUGUAGAUGCUGAAACAGGGGAAGAGGUAGCAGGGGAGGGAGUCGAAGGCGAGAUCUGGGUUAGCAGUCCCAGCGCAGGGAUCGGGUACUGGGGUCGGGAGGUCCAAGGAGUAGAGACUUUCAAGAAUAAACUUAAUUCAGGAACAAGAAACUAUACCAGAACAGGGGAUUUGGGACGGAUAGUGGCAGGAAAACUAUUCGUGACAGGGCGUAUAAAGGACAUGAUAAUUGUGAGUGGCAGGAAUGUAUACUCUUCAGACGUGGAGAAAACAGUGGAGACCUGCUCGGAGUGCAUUCGACCCGGGUGUUGUGCAGUGAUUGGAGUUCCUGAAGAGACCCUGGCUUCUAAGGGAAUUUCCCUAUCGGAAUCCUCAGAUCAGGUGGGCCUUGUAGUAAUUGCAGAAAUCAGAGAGGAAAAAAUGGUUAAGACGGAUGUUGCAGAGCAGAUUCGAUCGGCGGUAGCAGCUGAGCACGGGGUCGAAAUUGCCGCUGUAAAACUGAUCAAACCGAGAACCAUCUGUAAGACAACUUCUGGUAAAAUUCGACGGUUUGAAUGUCUCAAGCAGUUUACAGAUGAAACCUUGGACAUUGCCAGAACAACUCGCAAUGCGGCUGUUGUUCGGACAUUUAGUGGGAAGGACAGUCGUAAGUCUUUGCUUCCGCCCGCCAUGAAAAGGUCUCAGACCUUCAGUGGCUCCGAUUCCAAAGAGUAUUCUCCAGUUGAAAGCGUAGCAGAUAGAGUCCCCGGUAGAGAAGGGAUUCUACAGUUUCUAGUUCAUCUGGUGAGUGAGAAGACUGGCUUGGAGGCCUCUCAGAUAUCACUUGAUAAUAGUUUUGUAAAUUAUGGGUUAAGUUCAAUUGUGGUAGUGGAAGCAGCACAGAGGUUGUCAUCAUUCUUAGGGGUACAGGUGGCCGCAAUUGACAUUUACACUGCUGGGUGCAUCUCAGAACUUGCAGAGCUAGCCUUAAAUCUUUUGAAAAAUUCAGGUGAUAAUACUCCCACUGUUGAAGGACCGGAUCGCGGGGACUUGGUAGAGUUUUUGAAAGGCCUUGUCUCAGAGAGGACUGGAGUGGCUAUACAGGAGAUUUCUAUUACAGAUAGUCUGGUUUCAUACGGGAUCGAUUCAGUGGGAGUGGUUUAUACAGCUCAAAAGCUUUCAGCUUAUCUGGGUGUCCAUGUUUCUGCAGUUGAUUUAUUCACAGCAAACAAUAUUUCUGAAAUCAAAGCAUUUGCAGAGGAACUUCUUCAGCGAGAAGGAAAGACAACUACGAACAUUAAAAAAGCAGAGAAUGUUAGUUCAUAUACCCAAUGUGUAUUGCCUUCGGCUCUGAAAAGGCUUGCAAUUGGGUUUCUUCAGUUAAUUGGCAUUGUGUAUGCAGCAGCAUUGUUGAUUGUUCCAGCAUACAUCGCAUGUUCAAUUCCCCUUCGUAUUGGUUUGCCUGCUGCUGAACUACUAAAAUUAAAUCCCAUUUUGCUUCUUCUACUUGUCAGCCCAGUUACAUGGAUAUUCUACAUAGUUAUGACGGCCAUUUCUCUGUUUAUAUUUGGAAAUACAUUUUUGCAAGUGAAUUAUACAUUGAAGCCCAAGGUGUCUGUGUGGUCUGUGGAUUUUGUGAAAUGGUGGACUCUAUACCGUGCCAGGGAUUUUGCAUCCACCAUGCUUGCCACUCACCUUCGUGGUACUGUUUUCAUUGUAUGGUGGUACAGGUUUCUGGGUGCAGAUAUUGGAAAAGAUGUGGUUUUAGACAGUACAGACAUUACAGACCCUUCUAUGGUUUCUAUAGCAGACGAAGCAGUGGUCUCAGAAGGAGCGACGGUUGAGAACCAUCAAGUGAAAAAUGGAAUGUUGUUUUUAGGUCCUGUAAGGAUUGGAAGUCGGUCCUCGGUUGGCCCUUAUGCCUUACUUCAAAUGGGUACUGUUUUGGCAGUAGAAUCUGUUGUUCCUUCUCUUCACAGGACAGAAAUUGGGCAAUACUUCGGUAAAAAAAAACCACAUUCAAACCCGAAGGAAGAUGACAAGGACGGCGAUUCAGCAACAACAACUAUUCACGGAUGGCAACUACUGGGCCUAUACACAGUGGUCAUGGUCAGCACUUUAGCUGCAGCAACAGUGUAUCCAUUGUUUGUAUGGCUUUCAAAUACAAUGCAGUUGCCUCAUAUCAACACAUUCUCCGACCGGGGCUUUCUUCUGUUUUCCCUAGCCGGUGCAUUUCAUUGGCCACCUGCCAUUCUCGCAGCUUUGGUUGGACUGAACGAGCCUACAAUUGUUCUGGAAAUUGUGUCUCGAAUAUUGUUAGAAGCAAAAAUCCUGCAGCUUGCAUUCUGUGUUGGAUGCACUUACAUAGCCUACGGCUUUGUGCUAACACUGAUGACCUGCAUUCUCAAAUGGUGCAUUGUGGGAAAGGUCAAGCCAAAUGGGGUGCCUGUGAGAGCCUCGUCCAAUUUGGGCCUUCGAAUUUGGUUCAUACACAGGCUCCUGACGUUGUGUCAUCAAAGAUUUAUUCAGCUCCUAUCAGGGACCGAAGCUUUCUGCAUUUAUCUAAAAUGCUUGGGAGCGAAAAUCGGCAGCACAGCAUCCAUCAGAGCAAUCAACGCCAUAGUCGAUCCAGACCUCUUUCAGCUGGGCUCCAACAGCCACUUGGGCGACUUCUCUAAACUAAUCACGGCGACUCACAACAACCCAAAGAGCUUCACUCUAGGGAAAAUUCAAAUAGGUUCAAACUGUGUGACAGGCACCCAGAGCCUACUUUUACCAGGCUCCACGUUGCAGGAUCGAGUCACGCUGGGAGCAUUGUCUCUGGCACCUGCAGACUGCGUGCUGCAAGCCGGGGGCGUGUACGUGGGAAAAGAAAAGCCAGUGAUGGUGAACGCCCAGGGUCAAUCAGGGGAUCUUCUGUCAGAUAAAAGAAUUCUCCAAAUGGACAAUCAUUACAGAAAAAUUGUGGGUAAUCUUGCAGCACACCUGGCAAAAACAACACUGAAAGUCCAGUCCCGUUAUUUCCACCGCCUGGGUGUGGCGGGAAGAGGCACCCUCACAAUCUUCAAUGAUCUCAAAGGCAUUCCACAGCACGACAUAUUUUCACCCGGCAAGAAAUACCCCAUCAUCAUCCGCCACAGCAACAGUCUCAGCGCAGACGACGACGCUCGCACGGACGCCCGAGGCGCAUCCAUUCAAAUCUUCCCUGAUGAAAACAACCAUACCGACUCCCUCAUCGACCUUACGCUCAAGACAGGAAAAGCGUUCUACGCCAGAACCAUUGCAGACUUCUUUUCAUGGCUAGUCGGUGGGCUCAACCACAGGGAAGAGCAAGUGAAGCGUUUACCCCACAUCCAGGACGCCGUCUGGGGGUCCCUCAGACAGACAAACUCCUAUGCAGAACUCCACUACUACUCCAACAUAUGCCGUUUGUUCCGAUCCAAGCAAAGCCAGACUGAUCACUACGUCAAGUUCAAGCUCCGACCCGCCGACCCACAGAUCAGCGAGGAUGCAGGUACAGUCGACCGGAAGGACCGCCUCCUCCCGCCCGAAACCGGUGCCAUCCCACGCGAGUCGGCAGACACCAGACCCCUUCAUUUCCUCGCAGACGACUUCCGAAACCGGUUGGCGUCUCCCUCGGGCGUCAAUUACAUCCUACAGCUACAGAUCCGGCCCGUACCCCAAUCAAUUGCAGAAAGGGAAGAGGCCCUGGACUGCACGAAGCCAUGGGAUGAAGAAAAAUACCCCUACAUCGACACGGGCGAGAUGAAUUUUAACCAGUUGGUCGAAACAGAAGAGGCUGAGAAGCUGCGGUUCGAACCGUUCAGGCGGUGCCCUGGGCUGGAUGUGGUGCCUGCGUCGUCCUCCCGAGACAGCGCCUCCAUAGAUCACGGACGGUCUCUUGUCUACGACAUCUGCCAGUGCCUCCGCGCCGGUCUGCCGCUUCACCCAGCAUGGAAGAAGCUUUUGGAGCAAUCCGACGUGGACCUCGACUUGAACGUCUGCCCUUUUGCAUCCCCACAGUCGGCCGCCCAGACCCCCAUAAAAGAAGAUGCGAAACCGAUGGCUCCGGUUCGGAGCUGGGCAGUGUCUCUGUGGCUUUUGCUGGCCCAACCGUUGCUACAAACGGGGCUACCCUAUGCGUUGCUUGCUCUGGCCUUCGUUGUGCCUCUUGGGUUGCUCUCAUAUUGGGUACAAAACAGGGAGGACUACACAAGAAUCUUCUUUCCUGUUAUUUUCUUGCCCAUGUUCUAUAUAUUGACGGGGCUUGUUAUGGUAGUGUGGACGGUUGCAUGUAAAUGGAUUAUGGUGGGGAAAAUGAGAGAGAAUGAUAGAGUUGAGUUGUGGGGUCGAGAAGCGUUGUUGGACACCAUUUGGCAAGCAGUGAGGUGUGUGGCUGGUGACCACUUUGUGCAAUUGUGUAGGGGCUCUGUUGCUUUUGGAGUAUAUAUGAAGAGCUUAGGUGCUAGUGUUGCAUGGAUUGAGGGUGCCUAUGUGGAUAGCAUGGAAGCAUUGUUAAAUCCGGAGAUGGUGAUGAUGGGGAGGAAUGCCACAGUGGGGAGGAAUGCCAUGUUGUUUGGGCAUGUGUAUGAGGGAGGAAAAGUGGAAUAUGGUGGGUCUAAGAUUGGAGAGGGAGCUUCUGUGGGCAGUCGAGGAGUGGUGAUGCCUGGUGUGCACAUGGAGGUUGGGACCAACCUACCACCUCUUUCUCUUGCUAUGAAAGGGGAACAAAUUUGCACCUGAUCAAAAUUUGAUAAUAGUGGUCAUUAAUGAUAGUGGUAUCCAUAGCUCUUUGUAGUGCUACGGUUUCAAUCCACCUUGAUUUUGUUGGUAUAGUAGGUGUUGGUGGUAGUUAAUAGCUUUAGAAUUGUUUGAUCCUUCUUGUUGGUCAUUUGUUAUAUUUGAUAUGGUAUUUGGUAUUUGUAAGAGAUAAGGUGUCUUUUCAAUACAUUUUU
Cryptomeria japonica (Japanese cedar) is the source of this 5870-nucleotide messenger RNA. RefSeq lists its product as uncharacterized. NCBI's taxonomy places the organism in Eukaryota, Viridiplantae, Streptophyta, Pinopsida, Cupressales, Cupressaceae. The record is from RefSeq and is a predicted model, not a curated record. Gene Ontology annotation, biological process: response to oxidative stress; lipid biosynthetic process. Gene Ontology annotation, molecular function: phosphopantetheine binding; heme binding; catalase activity. The coding region runs from base 82 to 5658 and encodes 1858 amino acids. The transcript is spliced from 3 exons.